Messenger RNA from Eriocheir sinensis (Chinese mitten crab), 4408 nucleotides. RefSeq names its product serine/arginine repetitive matrix protein 1-like. The transcript has 8 exons. Gene Ontology annotation, molecular function: GTP binding; calcium channel regulator activity; GTPase activity. Lineage: Eukaryota; Metazoa; Arthropoda; Malacostraca; Decapoda; Varunidae. Gene Ontology annotation, cellular component: plasma membrane. The record is from RefSeq and is a predicted model, not a curated record. Bases 834 to 2612 code for a protein of 592 amino acids.
UACCGCUGCCACCACCACCACCGCUACCACCACUACCGCCUCCGCCGCCGCUAUCCCCCCUUCCUUCCCUCCCUCGGUGUUCGUGCGCUCACUAAGCCGGCGAGGCUGGUGAUUAAUGAGAGAGACAGAUCGCUCUAAGGAGGAGGUAACGGAUAAUCGGGUUUUGCUCAUCGUUAAAACUCAGCGCUGGUGCGUUAAGGAUUAAAGAGGAGAGUGCACGGCGCUGGGAGGGCCGCCGCCACUCCCCCCGCCCGCCGCCUCCUGCUGCCGGGUUGAUCAGUCCCUCGCUCCGCUGGCCGCGGCCCUCGCAGCAGCCACACACUCCUGAAGCUGUGCCAGGCGGCGGCCUUCACCCUGACAGCUAGGCGCUUCACCUCGCCGCAGGGAGCCACGUGUUCCCUGCAGCGUGUGCGCGCUGACUGGGGACCCGGAAGGCUGUCGCUGUUGUGCACUUCCGGCCUCUCGACAUCUAAAUAAUCUCUCUCUAUCAUACCCGCAGGCCCCGCGCGCCGCCGCUGCUGCUGCCGAAGGAGGCUGUGCGGGCAGCGGGUUGCCUCUCCCAUGACAGCCAGAAUCUGCAGGCCGCGAGGGCGGGCAGGUCAGGUGACCUUCGCGGCGUGGCACGAGUGUUCCUGCAGCGCGGCGUCAUGCCUGAGUCCUGAGCCGCUGUGGCGGGACAGUCCAUGAGCGCCGCGCCGCCUCUGCCGGGACCGCCGCCGGCGCCGCCGUACGCUUCUGUGAGCUUUGACAUGCGGAACCGCCAAGCAUGGACUUAAGGCGGGCGUGCCCUCCGUGUAACUAGGCCGCCCCCCCGCCCCCCUCGUGCCACAGCCAUGUCCUCGUGCCGCCCUCGCCGCCACAGUGUCGUCACCCUUCGUCUCACCGUCACCCCCGAUGACAUGGACACUCCGAGGCGGCAGCCGUCCCCGCCGCCCUGCAGCCACCCGCCCAGCCCCACCCAGCCGCCCCGGCCCCGCUCCCACUCCCGCCACAGAUACUCCACACAGUCCCGCCCACCCCCCACCUCGCCCCUCCGCCGAACCCCUACUUCCCCUCUGCCCCGCAGCACGCCGCCGCCCCUCACCCGCACCCCCACUACGCCCCUCAGCCGCACCCCAACCUCCCCCAUGGCCCGCACCCCUACCUCACCCUUCUGCAGGGAGCCCACCUCGCCCAUGGGCCGCUCGACGCCCUCGCCUGUGUCCCCCCGCAGCAGCGUGAGCGGCCGUCACUUCCGAUACGAUGUGUGGGCGGAGCAGCGGGGCCUGAGGCGGCGCUCCUCCCUCCUCACGGUGCCGUCCUCCUACGAUACCCACUCCGACCUUCACCUCAGGCUGCCCCGUCCACGCUCCUCCUCCAUCGCCGGGCCGCUGCGUCCUCCUGACCUCGCCAGGUACCUCUCGGACCUUAGCCAGCGGCACCUUCGCGUCGGGGAGGAGAGCGAGCGCGGCGGAGGAGGAGGCGGAGGCAGCGGUGACGUGAGCAUCUGCAGCAGCUUUGACGAGUCGGAGCACGAGCCGGAAGCCACGAGCCCCCAGUACGACCACUCGGCGAGGAGCGCCAGCCACGACUACGGCCGCAGCACGACCCCCACGGCGACGUUCAUCCGGUCCGGCCCCACCUCCCCCGGCCACGACCCCUUCAGCAGCACCGAGUCCCCGCGACGCCGAAACAGCAGCGCCGACCCGAGUACGGGCGUGUGUCGGCUCCGUCAGUUCAGCAUCACGUCGCGAGGUGGCGUGGUGAACAGAGGCGACUCCUUCCGCCCCCGUCGCUCGGCCUCCAACACCUCCGUGACCUCCACCGUCUCCUCCUGCAGCAGAGAGCGCCUCCCCAGCGUGGGCUCCAUACCGUCCACGCCGGGCUGCAGCAAGGUGCCCACGCCCACGGCCUCGCCCCAGCACCGCGUGGUCAUGAUCGGGGCCCCGGGCGUCGGCAAGUCCACGCUCAUCACGCAGUUCAUGACCUCCGAGUACAUGUGUGCCUACGACGACUCUCCAGCAGGCACUGACGAGGGAAGCACCGAGCGAAGCGUGUCUGUCUCUCUUGAAGGCGAGGAGGCCGAGCUGGUCUUCAUUCACCUACAAGACAUCACUCAAGCCAUUGCCCGGGAGGGCCACGCUGACGGCUGGGUGGUCCUGUACAGCAUCAGCGACAGGGAGAGCUUCAAGGCGGCCUCCACGGGGCUCGGCAAAGUAUGGUCGCUCGGGCACGUCACCAACCGAGCCGUCAUCCUCGUCGGGAACAAGACUGACCUCGAGCGAACCAGAGUCGUCACCACGGCAGAGGGCCGUACGCUGGCCACCACCUACGAGUGCAAGUUCAUAGAGGUGAGCGCCGGCUUUGACCACAACGUCGACGAGCUGCUGGUGGGGAUUCUGACGCAGAUCCGCCUGAAGCAGCAAGCACAGCCGGGCGGGGAGGGGUCGGCAGGCGGCAGCUUCGACAUGUCCCCGACCAACAGCGUCGGGGGGAACAGCACCUCCUCGCCCACCAGCACCAACGCCGGGAAGCUGCGCCACAAGAACAGCUUCCGCGUCAAGGGUAUUCUGAACAAACUUUUGAACAAGGACCGCAAGGCUAAGUCCUGUGAAAACCUGCAGGUGUUGUGAGGUGCGGCGAGACAAGGGAAAGGGAGGAGGGGAGUGUAGGUAGGUGCGGCGUGCCCUGUGCCGCCCCCUCCAGCAAAACGCAGCACAAAAACACCGCUGCGCCAAAGGUAUACAGAACAAACUCUUGAAUAAGGACCACAAAGUUAAGACCUGGGAAAACCUGCAGGUGGUGUGUGGUGAGGCGAGGUGAGGUGUUCCCCGCUCUUCCUACCUGUCUGAAGCCCUCCCCACCGCCCAGGUAUAUAUACGGUCAGCGAGGACGAGGGAACAAACGCACAAAGAAGCACACACACAAGCGACUGACCCACCACCACCACCACCACCACCUCCAUCAUCACCCCCACACGCCGCUGCAGUCUCCCUCCUGCUGCGUGAUGGACAAAAGAGAAUUAACCGAAGACGUGUGUGUGUUUGUGCGAGUGUGUGAGUGUGUGCGUGUGUGAGUGCGUGGAGGAAGGACAACAGCAAACAGUGAGGUGGCCUUAUUACGAGGGGAAACUUCAUUAAAACACGAUUAGAAGCGGUAUAGAGUUAAGCCGGAGGGAUGGAGGGAAGGUUGGUUAUUUAUAGAAGAGGUGGUGUUAGAGAUCAUGAAAUCACGCUAACGAGGAGUGUUGUGCGUGACGAUGGACGAAGCUAAGGAUGAUGAAGAGGAAAACAACAACAAUAACAACAACAACAACUGAUAAGACACACCCAAUCCCCAUAACCCUUUCCUCCCCUAUCCCCCUCUUUUCCUCCCUCACCCCCCUCCAAAAAAGUAAUAAAAUGCCCCCUAUAUCCUCCUUCCCAUCGCUUCCUUCUUAACAACAACUGAUACGAUACACCCAAUCCUCAUAACCCUUUCCUCCCCACCUCCCCUACCCCAUCUUUUCUUCCCUCACCCCCCCCCCCUCCAAACAAGUAAUAAAACACCCCUUCUACCCCCCUUCCCAUCGCCCCCUUCUCUCACCUCUACCAAAUACCUGUGUCAUAGGAAGCACCCCUCAUCUCCUUCUCUACCUCCCCUCUUCUUUCCCUCCCUCACCCCUCACCCCCUUAUCCUCAACCCCCAACAAUUAAUAUGACACACCAAUCACAUAUUCCAACCCUCACCUUCUUCUUCCCCCCCCCCUCCUACCCCUCCCCACCUACCUCAGUCCACCCCGAUAUCAACUCUUUCAAUAAGUGUCCAUGGCUGGGUAUGUGUUUUCUUGGUGUUCUGGACGUGAUACAUUGCCGUCUAGCGCCCCUCCCCCCCCCCCCCACCCGCCCCCCCCCUUUUCCGGUGGCGUGGUGUCCCGUGUCCGUCAUGAUAAAGUAAAGUUAAGUAAGAAAUAAAUAACUCUUCGAAAUGUCAGUCAGUCGGCCUCCUCGAACUGACCUUUCUUUCUUGCUUUCUUUCAUUACUCGUUGACUCUUUUAAUUAUCUGUCAAAUGUUUAAUGUGUGUGUGUGUGUGUGUGUGUGUGUGUGUGUGUGUGUGUGUGUGUGUGUGUGUGUGUGUAAAUUGCUAUGGUGAGGAACACAUAUUAUUAGCCUGUAUAAAUAUUAGUAGUGGAUGUUUAAUUUGUUUUUCCUCCACUUUUCGUCUCGUGUAGCCUUUUGAUGUCUGUCUGAACGUGUAGUUAACUCAAGUCUUUUUAUAUGUACUGUUGAUGGCACUCACUCACUCACUCACUCACUCGCUCGCUGACGUAACUUCGGCCGCGUCACUCAUGGUAGGAAUAAUAAUAAAAAAGAUAAAUCAAAUCCUUCCUCGCGGUGACAGAAAAGGAAACCAAACAAGUAUAUAUAUUACCUCUCUCUCUCUCUCUC